Molecule: messenger RNA, 5033 nt
Organism: Brienomyrus brachyistius
Lineage: Eukaryota; Metazoa; Chordata; Actinopteri; Osteoglossiformes; Mormyridae
Product: ran-binding protein 3-like
Exons: 16
Coding region: 1475-2728 (417 amino acids)
Biological process (GO): protein export from nucleus
Cellular component (GO): nuclear pore; cytoplasm
Molecular function (GO): GTPase activator activity
Source: RefSeq, a predicted model, not a curated record
CGCAUGUCCAGCGCGGGGCAUCGUCGCUAUAAGUAAGGAAGUAAAAUGGCGGACCUGGCAAACGAAGAAAAACCUGCCAUAGCUCCUCCAGUCUUUGUGUUUCAGAAAGAGAAAGCCCAGAAGAGAUCAGCUGAUGGGUCCAGUGCAGAAGAUGGUGAUGGUGAGUCUGGAUUUGUAAGGCAGAAGAUGGGCAAAAAUACAUCGAAAUGUAUUUUGAUAAAAAAUAUCCUAUUUGUAAGUGUGUCAAAAUAAAACUAUAAAAUAAUCACCCAGUAAAGUAUCAAAAUAAACUACAGUAUUUUGAUUUUAAUAAAUUCAAAAAUACAUUUCAUGUAUUUCUGUGCUGUAUCAGCCUGUUCCUUCACAAGCACACUGACUCAAAUGGCUAAGCAGAGGAGCAACAUUUUUUGAGUACUUGACUUCAUUUGUAUUGUCUUAAGUAAAAUCAGAUAUUCUGAAGUAUCUUAAAUAUAUUCCAACUACGCACAUGAAAACAUAAUAAAAAAAAAAUUGACAAAACCGCUUCCUUUUUUGUACCACAGAUGAAAAUUCAAAACGACAAUAUUUAAAAUGGAAAAUGACAAACACGAUUUAAACACCUCUCAGCAAUAUCUGAAUCUUAAGAUACGAAUAGACCUGAAUGUAAUUUGUAAGUCUUUUGGUUCGACACAAGUGAUCAGCUGUUGGCUCUUAUCGCCUUUCAUUAAAAUAUUUGGAAACGCUAAACUUUUAGCGUUUAGCACACGUGACUUAUUGCUUCUCUAUUAUGGGGGCAGUAUUUCUUGUACUUACAAAAAUAAUGCACAUUAAAGUGUUUUUUUAUGGAACAAGUGAAAUGCAAAAUUGUAUUUUGUAAUUUGUGUUUAAUAUAUAUUUGAAAUAGUCAGUCCUGCGUCAACGUGACUAAUACAUCUCCGAAAAACCUCAAAUACACGCAUCCAAUGGUAAAAUAAGCUUAGAGGGAUUGCAAUUCCAAAAUUUAUUAACCCGCACCAAACAAAAUGAAUUGCAUAAUAAAAUUAAUACUGGUGGCCAAUAAUGUAAUUACAUGAAUUUUAAAUAGGAAAAAAUACAUUAAGAAAUUUGCAUCAUUAACAUCUCCUGUGGGUCUUAUGAGUGUCGCAUUAAUUGCCUAGUAAGUACUUCAACCAAACGUGCCGAACUCACUAACUUGUCCAUUGUUGAGAGUCGGGAGUAGUGAGCCACAGCCACCAUGCAGCCAGGCAUGCACGCAGCAGAAAGACAACUGAUUAUGAUAUGCAGAGGGGCACCAUGCGGCCAGGCAUGCACGCAGCAGAAAGACAACUGAUUAUGAUAUGCAGAGGGGCACCAUGCGGCCAGGCAUGCACGCAGCACAGAGACAACUGAUUAUGAUUCAGACAAAGAUGAUGGUGGUCCGCCGGUGAAGAGAGAGAGAACAUCCUCCUUAACGCAGUUCCCGCCAUCACAUUCUGUUUCCAAGAACAAUGUUUUCAUGCCAUCAAGUUUAUGUCAGUCGCCAUCUGGAAAUUCUGACUCUGAACCUGAAGAGAAGUCUUUCGGAUUCCGUCUGAAGCCCCCGACACUGAUCCAUGGGCAGGCUCCCAGUGCAGGGGUCCCAAGCCAAAAGCCCAAGGAGCAGCAGCGCAGUGUGUUACGCCCUGCCGUCCUCCAGGCUCCGCAGCCCAAGUCUUUCAUCCUGUCCACAGUUCCAGACUCUAACAGCGGGACAAACGGAGUGAGUAAGUCCUCCGAGGGGAAGGCCGAGGGGCAGCUGACCUCACGGAGCACCGCGGAGAGCUUGGAUGGCGUUUCAGAGGGGACGGCCAAAUCGCAGGUGGAGCAGAAUAGUGAACAUCUGGAAAUCAAAGAGAGCUGUUCUGUAGCAAGCGAAUCACAGUCGGGGGAGACUAACUACUUCUUACAGUACAUCAGCCCCCCCAGCUCAAAGAAGGUCUCUGACAAUGCCGAUUCAGGAUCAAAAUUUAUUUUUGGACAGAAUAUGUCUGAUCGUGUUCUGAGUCCCCCAAAGUGUAAUGAGUCGCCAGCAGAGGGCAGCAGAGAGUUCCCGGCUGCUCCAGGAUGUGAGACUACCUCAAAGGAUGCCACGCCUGAAAAAGCUAAUAGCGUAGCUGAGUCUUUGGAGGAGUCUGCAGCAGCCUACACUAAAGCCACAGCCAAGAAGUGCUUGUUAGAGAAGGUGGAAGUCAUCACUGGAGAGGAGUCUGAAAGCAACGUCCUGCAGAUUCAGUGCAAGUUAUUUGUGUUUGACAAGACGUCCCAGUCUUGGGUGGAAAGGGGCCGCGGCCUGCUCCGCCUCAAUGACAUGUCGUCUACUGAUGUCGGGACCCUGCAGUCGAGAUUAGUAAUGCGAACCCAAGGAAGCUUGCGUCUGAUCCUCAACACGAAGCUCUGGGCCCAGAUGCAGAUCGAUAAGGCCAGUGAGAAAAGCAUCCGCAUCACCGCUAUGGACACUGAAGACCAGGGGGUCAAAGUCUUCCUCAUAUCGGCAAGUUCAAAGGACACCGGGCAGCUGUACGCCGCUCUCCACCACCGCAUCCUGGCCCUGCGGAGCCGCGCCGAGCAGGAAGCCGAGACCAAGGCGCUUGCCCCGGAGACAGAGGUGCCCCCAUCCAAUGAGGACGACAGUGACGAAGACGACAUCGCCCCCGCAACCGGCUCCACCCCAGCCAGUGGCCCCCCGGAGGCUGGCGAGAGCGCAGAAGCCCCCGCAGCCGGCAGCACAUAGCACCCCCUGUCUGCAUGCCAGGACACUGCGGCUGGCACAUUGCAGGCGAGGCACCGCAAGGGACUCCUCUCUCCAGUCCAAUCUUUUGGUAGUAGCCUAGAAGAGACGGUCCACGCCGGAUGUUUGACGGCUGAGCAGUUUAUUCUCUCUGCGUUCAUAGUAAACCAGGGUGAUUAUUUUUAUUUUUGUUUACUGAAAUCUCAGACCCCUCCCCCUUCCCAGCAUUGGUUGAGGACUUUGCAUACUCAUCAUAUUGAUGAGCUAGAGGGUGCCCUGUAGAUGGAUUUGGGUCCCCCGCCCCUUCCCAGUGUGAGGUUAUGCACAUUUUAAGACUUGUUCCUGUUUAUGAUCAGAUCGCAUUAUUUGGCAGGAGAACGGAGACGUGGGACUUGCAGCAUGACUCAAAAUCAUCACCUGCCGCAAUUUUGUUGUGAACUUACUUUGUAAUUUGCAUAUUAUCAUUCAUUGAAUGACCUCUGUUACAUGAUUACAUGGUUAAUUCUAAUGUUGCAUAUUCCCUAGCUAUACUGCUUAGUCACUUUUUGGCAACUGGUUUAAUUUCACACUGUUAAAAAAAAUUAGGACAAAUAAAACUUGUCAAACUCUUUUUUUCCAGUUGGUCUAUGCACAAACGGUCAAAACACCAAUUUCGUAAUGAAAAUGUUACACUGUGUCUAGUAUCUGACGUGCUAACGCUCGUGUGCUGAUUUGGUUUCUGCUUGUGUAUUGUCUGCUCUAAAAUUUGUACAUUUGAUCACCAGUUUGGAAUUGGUGUGAAUUUUUUUGUGAAUUUUUGCCCAAUUCUUUAGGACAUUUUCAAUCUUUUUGCAACAUUAAAUGUUCUGUGUUGAGUACUUUUCAUUUAGCGUUCAAUUUUUUUUUUUUUUUUAUUAUACGACGGUCAUCUAUCAAUAACACGCACACUUUCACACGCGAUGUCUGAUACGCGUGCUUGUGUUUUGAAGCUUUUUUUAAAAAUCCACUUGCAGGGGUGUGAGGUUCUCUGCUCAGAAUGUGGUUGGACGUCGGAUUCAGCAAUGCAGUUAAUGCAGUAGCUACCCUCUCUCUAAAGCGUGAACUGCAUUCUGCAUUCAGAGGCUUUCCCUGCUGGUGCAACCUCAUUGAUUUGUGCAUCGCGUAAUGAUCCACUGUGAUGGUGAGAUUCAAGCUGAUUGGAGAAAGUGCUCUGUGAUUCCUGAGUAAACUGUUCGAACAACUUAAUGGACCUCGUGAUAACUUCCGCUUAUGUUACUCUAGCUUUUGUCUGAUUAGGCAGCAUUCCUGGAGCAUCCCUUAACAUUUUUGCUGUUGAUGCUGUGAGCGCUGUGGUGACGGAUGUUGUCAGGAGAGGGCGUAAUGGGCCGGAACAAACCCAGGACGUGCACAUAGGUCUGGAGUUGUACAUGGAUAUGCUGAGACGUGCUAUUAGAGAAGCACUCGUUAAGAAGGUGACACGUGGCUUGUCUGCACCAGGUUUUGCACUGGGAGAGAUCCUCUUGGAAUACUAAGUUAUUCAGAUCAUGGCAUUGCACAAUAAGUGAACAGCCUGCAGGUCACAGUCAUUGCAAUAAUUGUUUUCCUCUUCGCCACCUUCUUGUCAGGCAAAUGCAUUUCUACAUAAGAUUUAGGACUGGGUUGUACAUUCAGAUCAGAUUAUGCAUUUUUCUUUUUAUAAUUCAAAGGAUUUGUUUUGUGUGUGUUUCCAAAGAAUUUGACUACUGGCACCUUAUUUCAAGGCUUGCUUUGGGAUCGGCCAAUAAUCCCUUUUUCCUCCUAUGUUACAUAUUGAACACCAGGUGGCGCUGUACAUACAUGAGGGUAAGACAAGUCACCAGUCCGUUCAUUGCAAAAAUACCCCUAUUGUAAGAUAAAUGGUAAAUUUAUGUAAAUGCCCUUGUUUUGAACAUUUUCUCAAGUUUAAAACUGGUUGAUAUCAAAAUGUUCAUGUGCUCCUUUUCUUGUAUGGUAGCAGGCGUUUUGAUGUGAAAUAUGUAUUUUAACUUAAAGGGACAAUACAAAGUAGAAGUACUGACGGAGAUGUGUACAAAUUCCUUGUGUAUAUUCUUGAACAGGCAGCCUUAUAGUGUAAAGGGUUAUUCCUUCUCAUUUUGUACUGUUCACUGCAGUUCGUAGUUGUCACCGGUUUUCGUGCUUAACUUUUGUUUUAUAUUAUGCUUAUGUAGCAAGAUACAAAGGAUGAUUCCUCUGCUCGCAGGGCUCACAAAUGAAUGUGUCGUGUUUGUACAAUUCAAGGCAUUGUUUCUCAGUACUGUGGAAUUUCAAAAUAUAAAUGCAAUGGAAUUGG